Mobula hypostoma (lesser devil ray) is the source of this 1193-nucleotide messenger RNA. RefSeq names its product RAN binding protein 1 (gene ranbp1). NCBI's taxonomy places the organism in Eukaryota, Metazoa, Chordata, Chondrichthyes, Myliobatiformes, Myliobatidae. Gene Ontology annotation, molecular function: GTPase activator activity. Bases 142 to 771 code for a protein of 209 amino acids. Gene Ontology annotation, cellular component: centrosome; cytoplasm; nuclear pore. Gene Ontology annotation, biological process: nucleocytoplasmic transport; positive regulation of mitotic centrosome separation. The record is from RefSeq and is a predicted model, not a curated record. The transcript is spliced from 6 exons.
UUUUUGGAGGCCAGCCUCCGGUUGCUAGGGAGGCCAUAUUGGACCGGGGUGAAGUGGGAGCAAAAUCAAGCGCGAAAGUAAAAGAGCCGGAGCAGCUUUUUGUUGUUUGUCAUCUACAAUCUCACACCAUCCUCCCUUAAAAUGGCAGAUGAGAGAGAAGCAGGUGACCAUGAUGCUUCUACAGAGAACGUGAAUGAAGAUGCUAAUCAUGAUCCCCACUUUGAACCAAUUGUCUCUCUCCCUGAGCAAGAGGUGAAAACAUUGGAAGAAGAUGAAGAAGAACUUUUCAGGAUGCGUGCAAAACUCUUUAGAUAUGCCUCUGAGAAUGACCCCCCUGAAUGGAAAGAACGAGGAACUGGGGAUGUGAAGUUGCUGAAGCACAAGGAAAGGGGAACAAUACGCCUCCUCAUGAGAAGAGAUAAAACUCUCAAAAUCUGUGCAAACCAUUAUCUUACACCUUCCAUGGAGCUAAGGCCUAAUGUUGGUAGUGACCGGGCAUGGGUGUGGAAUGCUCCCGCUGACUUUGCAGAUGAGGAACCCAAACCUGAGCUUCUGGCAAUCCGAUUCUUGAAUAAGGAAAAUGCGCAGAAGUUUAAGGCAAAGUUUGAAGAAUGCAAAGAGAAGAUGAAACUAAAGGGUAACAAUGAAAGUGCAGAUAAAGUUGCUGAAAAGCUAGAAGAAUUGUCCGUUAAGGAGGAUAACAAAGAAUCUACCAAAGAGGAAGAACGUGAGAAGAAGGAAGGGACCAGUGAAAAAACUGAAGCAAAUUAAUUAAUCCUGGUCCUUGUUUUCCCUUUCCUUUUUUUUACAGCAGACUGUAAUGAACUGGGUUUGGACACAGGUGAGCCCUUUACCAGGCUCUUGCCCUGUGGUCCCAAAUUGGUUAUGAAGACACAGUACCUUCAGAGAAAGUCAUUCCUCAGUCAUCAACCACCAUUAAUGUGCUAAUGUAUUCCUCGGUGAAAAUUUUUGGAGUGUUAACUACUGCCUUAUCUAUUUACAGUCUUCUGAGAGGAUAAUUUAAAUCUAUUGCUUUAAUUCCUGAAAAUUGGUGACCAUAACAUGCUUUACAGUGUAUGACUGACUUUAAAAAAAAAAAAAUUUGUUUUGUGAAUGAGACUUAAUGUCAGAAUUCCCGCAUCGGGUAGCAGAUGGUUUAUAACCAAAUAAAAUUCAGUUAAGUUGUACAUGGA